This is a messenger RNA of Sphaeroforma arctica JP610, 1331 nucleotides long. RefSeq lists its product as hypothetical. NCBI's taxonomy places the organism in Eukaryota, Ichthyosporea, Ichthyophonida. Bases 90 to 1331 code for a protein of 413 amino acids. The record is from RefSeq and is a predicted model, not a curated record. Gene Ontology annotation, molecular function: peptidase activity. Gene Ontology annotation, biological process: proteolysis. The transcript is spliced from 7 exons.
CAUCUAUGAUACCUAAACGACUACAAUUGUAACAAGGUAGGAAUUCCUUCACACACAAGACAGAAACCUUCAGAAUACUUCAUAUCAACAUGAAUGGAUCUAUAUCACGAGCCAUCCCUGGGCUGCUGCUGCGGUCAUACACCUUUCGUGUGCCAUUAUGCCACCGAGACCCUAAUAGAGGCCCCGAGAUCACUCUAUUUGCGCGAGAGAUGGUAGAUGUGGAGAAAGACUCGUCCGAUUUGCCCGUGUUGUGCUAUCUCAAUGGAGGCCCUGGAUUCCAGAAUAUGCGACCGGCUUCUCGUAAACAGGCGUGGUUUGACACCGUCCUGAAGACGCAUCGAGUGAUUCUCAUUGACCAGCGUGGCACUGGGAAGAGCUCAGCCAUCACACCCGCAGUACUACAAUCGCUGGGCAGCGCACAGGCACAGGCCGACUACGUGCAGCAUUUCCGACAAACCGACAUUGUGUCGGACUGUGAGGUGGUACGCAGGCGGUUGUUUGGAGACGACAGGAAGUGGACGUUGUACGGCCAGUCCUUUGGUGGUUGGAUCUCUCUGUCGUAUCUGAGUUUUGCUCCCGAAGGUCUGCACAGUCUGCUGCUGACCGGUGGAUUGGCACCCAUCGGAAAGUCCAUAGAGGAGGUGUACACAUCCACCUUCAAAACAUGUCUGACUAAGAACAACCGCUACUACCGCAUGUACCCUGAGGACAUCGCCAUCGCGCGCAAAGUCGCCGACUAUCUCGCUGCUAAUGUCGUCUGCUUACCUGAUGGCAACCGGCUGACUGUGGGGCUGUUCCAGACGUUUGGGUUUAAGUUCAUCUCCCACCACGCCCACGCCUUCCCUUCGCUGCACUACAUUCUGGAGGACGCUUUCGACACCACCGGCACACUGACACCUGCCUUCAUCAAAGCACUGUACACGCACGUGCCAUUCGAUGCCAAUCCCAUGUAUGCACUUGUGCAUGAGCUCAUCUACGCCGACGGCAACGGCGCAACAAAUUGGGCGGCGAGUCGAGUGCAGAAACAAAGUGACGACUUCAACUAUACACCCGACCAAUCAGAACGCCUCAACUUCACCACAGAGAUGGUCUUUCCAUGGAUGUUCGAUACCAUAGCACAACUACAGCCGUACAAAGAGUGCGCACAACUGCUGUCGCAAAAGACAGACUGGCAGCCACUGUACGACGCACAGGUGUUGGCGGACAACACAGUCCCCAUAGCCGCAGCCGUGUACUACGAAGACGUCGCAGUGGACAGGGAACUGUCGCUCAACACCGCCCAAUACGUGGGCAACACAAAGGUGUGUGUUGUUAUGUGCUGUGUGAUGUGA